AUGGAACUCCCAGAGAACGUGGGACUCCCAGAGAACGGGGACUCCCAGAGAACGUGGGACUCCCAGAGUACGUGGGACUCCCAGAGAACGUGGGACUCCCAGAGAACGUGGGACUCCCAGAGAACGUGGGACUCCCAGAGAACGUGGGACUCCCAGAGAACGUGGGACUCCCAGAGAACAUGGGACUCCCAGAGCACAUGGGACUCCCAGAGCACAUGGGACUCCCAGAGAACGUGGGACUCCCAGAGAACGGGGACUCCCAGAGAACGUGGGACUCCCAGAGAACGUGGGACUCCCAGAGAACGUGGGACUCCCAGAGAACAUGGGACUCCCAGAGCACAUGGGACUCCCAGAGCACAUGGGACUCCCAGAGAACGUGGGACUCCCAGAGAACGGGGACUCCCAGAGAACGUGGGACUCCCAGAGAACGUGGGACUCCCAGAGAACGUGGGACUCCCAGAGAACGUGGGACUCCCAGAGAACGGGGACUCCCAGAGAACGUGGGACUCCCAGAGAACGUGGGACUCCCAGAGUACAUGGGACUCCCAGAGUACAUGGGACUCCCAGAGCACAUGGGACUCCCAGAGCACAUGGGACUCCCAGAGCACAUGGAACUCCCAGAGCACAUGGGACUCCCAGAGAACGUGGGACUCCCAGGGCACAUGGGACUCCCAGGGGCACGUGGUACGCAGGUGA
Procambarus clarkii (red swamp crayfish) is the source of this 696-nucleotide messenger RNA. NCBI's taxonomy places the organism in Eukaryota, Metazoa, Arthropoda, Malacostraca, Decapoda, Cambaridae. The record is from RefSeq and is a predicted model, not a curated record.